Molecule: messenger RNA, 864 nt
Organism: Fusarium vanettenii 77-13-4
Lineage: Eukaryota; Fungi; Ascomycota; Sordariomycetes; Hypocreales; Nectriaceae
Exons: 2
Coding region: 1-864 (287 amino acids)
Source: RefSeq, a predicted model, not a curated record
AUGGCCGCGCCCAUUCGCUCCGCUAUAAGCCGUUCCGGCCGGCCCUCUGCCGCAUCACUUCGCCGGCUUUCCAGCGCCCAUCCUGUAAAGGCCCAGGUCAAGCCCAUAUCCGUCCGGGAGCCUUCUACGCCUUCAGAUGUUACCAUCCUUGAGACCUCAGUGAGGCGAGCUGCUUUGUCGAGGACCUAUUUCGAUGCGACGGGCGUACGGUGGGUUGGAGCCGGCGAUGACGGGCCAAAGGACCCAAACAAGGCCAAGCUGGGCAAGACUCUAAGAAUCCUCCAAGAACGACUACCGACCCUCCUCCUCCAUCCUCUCCCCCACGAUCUCCUCGCGCCCAACAUCUGCCUCCACCUAUUCCCCUCGACACACCCGCACCUACCCACCGUCUCAGGCCGCGUCGCAUACAAUGCCGCCCUCUGGACGUCGCCCAUAGCCUGGAACCGCGUUCCCAUCAUUGGCAACGUCCGCAUCGAGAUCCUCGCCGAGCGCAUGACCUCAGAGCCCCUCACCUUCCUACCCCGCCGUCCGGGAGCCAUCCCUGAACAACUCGUCGUUCGCUGGUGCGAGAAGCGCAAGGAGCCCAGGUCCGCCAGCGAUGCCAGCAUCCUUGCGCGGUCGUUGCCCUUUGGCCGUGGCGUUGACCCAGACAAGGCCUUUACCGGGCUGUUUGUGUUUGACUUUGACGCCGAGGGCAGGAUACUGAGCCACACGAUCGAGCAAGCACAAGCGGGCGGCGAUUGGGAGGGCGGCGUCGGCGCAAAGGUCGUAGGCCUAACGGACUGGCUUCUCGGCGGCCUCAAGAAUCCCGACGACACACCUAUACCCAUGUUUGAGCGUCUACGAAGGCGAAGGUCCAUCUAG